This is a messenger RNA of Caenorhabditis sp. 36 PRJEB53466, 6607 nucleotides long. The record is from the annotation of a GenBank genome assembly. Lineage: Eukaryota; Metazoa; Nematoda; Chromadorea; Rhabditida; Rhabditidae.
AUGUCGGACUCAUUCGAAAACGACCCGGGAUUCCCGUUCCUGGGAAUGAGCCGUGAGGCGAAAGCCGCUUCGGCCGCCCGUCCCUUCGACUCGAAGAAGAACUGCUGGAUUCCGGAUCCGGAAGAUGGUAAGUCUAGAAGUUUCUAGUAAGGUCCAUUACACCCUCCUGAAAUUGUGUGUCCACACAUCCAUCUUCAACCUACGCGUUGUCUCCGCGUCUCCCCGAUCGCCGUACUCUUUCGCGUCACAUCACAUCACACUCGGCUACGGGUGGUGGCGGGUUUCUGAACAUCUGAGGUUGUCUUGUGCCUCCGUCUCUCGGCUCGGUCAUCUUAUGAUAGCACGCUGCCGGCCGGCUCGGCACUUUGUAAUCUCCCUACACUACGGAGACGGCGGCGGGCGGGAGCCGAGCAGCGAGAUGAUGAUGGGAUUUCGAGCAAUUUCUCGGAAUUCACGAUCAAGAUGCUUGGGUCGUUGGAGUCGGGGGGAUUAUGGUGGACAAGCGAAUGUGAUGAGCAUGAGCAUGAUGAGGGGUUGGAUAAGUUGACACCCGGCUCUAGAAGUCUACAGUAAUGCUCCUUAGUUGACGAGGGGUUCGAAGAUGGUUAGGGUCGAGGUGCAGAGACAUUUUCUGAAAGUUAAUCUUCAGGAUUCGUGGCCGCGGAAAUCCAGUCGACAACCGGUGACCAGGUGACCGUGGUCACCAACAAAGGCAACCAAAUCACGGUCAAGAAGGACCAGUGUCAGGAGAUGAACCCGCCAAAGUUCGACAAAACCGAAGACAUGGCCAACUUGACGUUCUUGAACGAGGCCUCCGUGUUGGGAAAUCUGAAGGAGCGCUACAAGGACUUGAUGAUCUACGUAGGCGUUUGCAGGAAACUUCAGAAGAGAAGAAGUUCUUUCAGACGUAUUCCGGACUCUUCUGCGUCGUGAUCAACCCGUACAAACGUCUUCCGAUCUACAGUGAAUCGGUCAUCAAACACUACAUGGGCAAGCGACGAAACGAGAUGCCACCGCACUUGUUCGCCGUCUCCGAUGAGGCCUACCGUAAUAUGGUUCAAGGUGAGUGAUGCCAACAAUCUGGUGGGUUAUUACCAGACCAUUUCAGACAAGGAGAACCAGUCCAUGCUGAUUACCGGAGAAUCGGGAGCCGGAAAGACGGAGAACACGAAGAAGGUCAUUUCGUACUUCGCAAUCGUCGGAGCCACCCAGAAUGCGAGCGGAAAGGACACCGGAGCCAAGAAGGGAGGAACCCUCGAGGAGCAGAUUGUGCAAACCAAUCCAGUACUGGAGGCGUUCGGAAACGCCAAGACCGUCAGAAACAACAACUCAUCGCGUUUCGGAAAGUUCAUCAGAACUCACUUCUCCGGAUCCGGAAAGUUGGCUGGAGGAGACAUCGAGCACUGUAAGUUGGCCUUGGAUAAACAGCAAAGAACUAUUGUGGCUUUCAGAUCUCCUGGAGAAGUCUCGUGUCGUGCGGCAGGCCGCCGGAGAGCGUUGCUACCACAUCUUCUACCAGAUUAUGUCGGGCAACGAUCCGAGCCUUCGCGGAAAGCUCAAACUCGAAAAGGACAUCACCUACUACCAUUUCUGCUCCCAGGCUGAGCUCACCAUCGAGGGAAUGGAUGAUAAGGAGGAGAUGAAGCUCACCCAGGAGGCCUUCGAUAUCAUGGGCUUCGAAGAUCAAGAGACCCAGAAUCUGUACCGUGCGGUGGCCGGAAUCAUGCACAUGGGAGAGAUGAAGUUCAAGCAGAGACCGCGUGAAGAGCAAGCCGAGCAGGAUGGCGAGGAGGAUGCGACCAACGCCGCCGCCAUGCUCGGAAUUAACCACGAGGAGUUCCUGAAAGCGCUCACGAAGCCACGUGUGCGUGUCGGAACCGAGUGGGUCAACAAGGGACAGAACUUGGAGCAGGUCAACUGGGCCGUGUCCGGACUCGCCAAGGCCAUCUACGCGCGCAUGUUCAAGUGGAUCAUCGCCAGAUGCAACAAGACCCUCGACGCGAAGGAGAUCGAGCGCAAGCACUUCAUCGGAGUGCUCGACAUCGCCGGAUUCGAAAUCUUCGACUUCAACUCGUUCGAGCAGCUCUGGAUCAACUUUGUCAACGAGCGUCUCCAACAGUUCUUCAACCACCACAUGUUCGUGCUCGAGCAGGAAGAGUACAAGCGCGAAGGAAUCGCCUGGACCUUCAUCGACUUCGGACUCGAUCUGCAAGCCUGUAUCGAGCUUAUCGAGAAGCCGCUUGGUAUCAUCUCGAUUCUUGACGAGGAGUGCAUCGUCCCGAAGGCCACUGACAUGACCUACGCCCAGAAGCUGCUCGAUCAGCAUCUCGGAAAGCACCCGAACUUCCAGAAGCCAAAGCCGCCAAAGGGAAAGCAGGCCGAAGCUCAUUUCGCCAUUGUCCACUACGCCGGAACUGUCCGCUACAACGCGUUGAACUUCCUCGAGAAGAACAAGGAUCCUCUGAACGACACCGCUGUCGCCCUGCUCAAGCACUCGCAGGACAACCAGCUCAUGCUCGACAUCUGGUCCGACUACCAGACUCAGGAGGAGGCCGCCGAGGCCGCUAAGGCCGGAAACACUGGUGGCGGUGGAAAGCGUGGAAAGUCGUCUUCGUUCAUGACCGUCUCCAUGAUCUACCGCGAGUCGCUCAACAACCUGAUGACCAUGCUCUACCAGACGCACCCACACUUCAUCCGUUGCAUCAUUCCCAACGAGAAGAAGGCUUCCGGAGUCAUCGACUCGGCCCUGGUUCUCAACCAGCUCACCUGCAACGGAGUGUUGGAAGGAAUCAGAAUCUGCCGCAAGGGAUUCCCGAACAGAAUGCUCUACCCGGACUUCAAGCACCGUUAUGCCAUCCUUGCCGCCGACGCCGCAAAGGAGGGAGACGCCAAGAAGGCGUCCGUCGGAAUCCUCGACAAGCUGGCCUCCGAGGGCAAUCUGACUGACGAGGAGUUCAAGAUCGGAGAGACCAAGAUCUUCUUCAAGGCUGGAGUUCUCGCCAAGCUCGAGGACUUGCGCGACGAGAUUCUUUCAAGAAUCGUUACCAAUUUCCAGUCGCGCAUCCGCUCCUACCUCGCCAGAGCAGAACUCCGCCGUCGCUACGAGCAACAGACCGGACUACUUAUUGUGCAACGAAACGUGCGCGCCUGGUGCACCCUCCGUACUUGGGAGUGGUUCAAGCUGUUCGGAAAGGUCAAGCCACUUCUCAAGGCUGGCAAGGAACAAGAAGCGAUGGGAGAGCUCGCCGAGAAGAUCCAGAAGCUCGAGGACGCCGUUCAACGCGGAGAGAUCGCUAGAGUUCAGUUGGAGUCUCAGGUGGCCGAUCUUGUCGAGGAGAAGAACCAGCUGUUCUUGAAUCUCGAGAAGGAGAAGGCCAACUUGGCCGAUGCCGAGGAGAAGAACGAGAAGCUGAACCAGCUGAAGGCCUCUCUUGAGAGCAAGCUCAGCGACAUCUCCGGACAGCUCGAGGACAUGCAGGAGCGUCACGAAGACCUGGCUCGUCAGAAAAAGAAGACUGAGCAGGAGCUCUCGGACACCAAGAAGCACGUCCAGGACUUGGAACUCAACCUGAGAAAGGCCGAGCAGGAGAAGCAGAGCCGCGAUCACAACAUCCGCUCGCUUCAGGAUGAAAUGGCCAACCAGGACGAGUCGGUUGCCAAACUCAACAAGGAGAAGAAGCAUCAAGAGGAGGUCAAUCGCAAGUUGAACGAGGACCUUCAAUCCGAAGAGGACAAGGUCAACCACCUCGAGAAGAUCCGUUCGAAGCUCGAGCAGCAGAUGGACGAGCUCGAAGAUACCAUUGACCGUGAGAAGAGAGCCCGUCAAGACAUCGAGAAGGCCAAGAGAAAGGUCGAGGGAGAUCUGAAGGUGGCUCAGGAGAACAUCGACGAGAUCACCAAGCAGAAGCAGGACGUGGAGAACACCUUGAAGAGAAAGGAGGAGGAUCUCCACCACGCCUCUACCAAGCUCGCCGAGGAACAGGCCCUCGUCGCCAAGCUCCAACGCCAGAUCAAGGAGCUCCAGGCCAGAAUCGCCGAACUCGAGGAGGAGCUGGAAGCCGAGAGAAACUCUCGCCAGAAGGCCGACAGAACUCGCAACGAGUUGCAGAGAGAGCUGGAAGACAUCGCCGAGAAGCUCGAGCAACAGGGAGGAUUCUCCGCUGCUCAGCUGGAAGCCAACAAGAAGCGCGAAGCUGAGAUCGCCAAGCUGCGCCGCGAGAAGGAGGAGGACGCGUUGAACCACGAGACCGCCGUCUCUGCCCUCCGCAAGCGCAACGGUGAUGCCGUCGCCGAGCUCACCGAACAACUGGAGAACCUCCAGAAGCUGAAGGCGAGAGGAGACGCCGAGAGAAGCAAGCUGCAGCGUGACCUCGAGGAGGCUCAGCACAGCGCCGACAGUGAAGUGCGCGCCCGUCAGGACGUCGAGAAGGCUCUCAAGACCAUCGACGUCCAGUUCGCUGAGCUUCAGACCAAGGCCGACGAGCAAUCGAGACAGCUCCAGGACUUUGCUGCUCUUAAGAACCGCCUCAACAACGAGAACGGAGACCUCAACCGUACUCUCGAGGAGAUGGACAACCAGGUCAACUCCCUUCACCGUCUGAAGUCGACCCUCCAGAGCCAGCUCGAAGAGACUCGUCGCAACUACGAAGAGGAAAGCCGUGAGCGUCAGGCUCUCGCUGCCACCGCCAAGAACUUGGAGCACGAGAACGGAAUCCUCCGUGAGCACCUCGACGAGGAAGCCGAGUCGAAGGCCGAUCUGAUCCGUCAGAUCAGUAAGCUCAACGCUGAGAUUCAGCAAUGGAAGGCCCGCUUUGACUCCGAGGGACUCAACAAGCUCGAGGAGAUCGAGGCCGCCAAGAAGGCUCUCCAACUCAAAGUCCAGGAGUUGAGCGACACCAACGAGGGACUGUUCGCCAAGAUCGCUUCGCAGGAGAAGGUCCGUCAUAAGUUGAUGCAGGAUCUGGACGACGCUCAAUCCGACGUCGAGAAGGCCGCCGCUCAGGUCGCUUACUACGAGAAGCACCGCCGUCAAUUUGAGAAGAUUGUUGAGGAGUGGAAGAAGAAGACCGACGACCUCGCCUCUGAGCUCGAUGCUGCUCAGCGCGAUAACCGUCAGCUCUCGACCGACUUGUUCAAGGCCAAGACCGCCAAUGACGAGCUGGCUGAGUACCUCGACUCCACUCGCCGUGAGAACAAUAGUCUGGCUCAGGAAGUCAAGGAUCUGACUGACCAACUAGGAGAGGGAGGAAGAUCGGUUGCCGAGCUUCAGAAGAUCGUCCGCAAGCUUGAAGUCGAGAAGGAGGAGCUGCAGAAGGCUCUCGAUGAGGCCGAGGCUGCCCUUGAAGCCGAAGAGGCCAAGGUUCUCAGAGCUCAGAUCGAAGUCUCGCAGAUCAGAUCCGAGAUCGAGAAACGCAUCCAGGAGAAGGAGGAGGAGUUUGAGAACACUCGCAGAAACCACCAGAGAGCCCUGGAGAGCAUGCAAGCGACCCUCGAAGCGGAGACCAAGCAGAAGGAGGAAGCUCUCAGAAUUAAGAAGAAGCUGGAGAGCGACAUCAACGACCUCGAAAUCGCUUUGGAUCAUGCCAAUCGCGCCAACGCCGACGCCCAAAAGACUAUCAAGAAGUACAUGGAGACGGUCCGCGAACUUCAGGUCCAGAUCGAGGAGGAGCAGCGCCAAAAGGACGAGAUCCGCGAGCAGUUCCUCAACUCCGAGAAGAGAAACGCCAUCCUUCAGGCCGAGAAGGACGAGCUCGCUCAACAGGCCGAAGCCGCAGAGAGAGCCCGUCGCAACGCCGAGGCUGAUUGCAUCGAACUCCGCGAGCAGAACAACGACCUCAACGCCCACGUCUCUGCCCUCACCGGACAGCGCCGCAAGCUCGAAGGAGAGCUUCUCGCUGCUCAUGCCGAGCUCGAGGAGAUCUCCACUGAGCUCAAGAACGCUCUGGAGCAAGGACAGAAGGCUUCUGCCGACGCCGCCCGUCUCGCCGAGGAACUCCGUCAAGAACAGGAGCACUCGAUGCACAUUGAGAGAAUCCGCAAGGGACUCGAACUGCAGAUCAAGGAGAUGCAGAUCAGACUGGACGACGCCGAGAACGCGGCUCUGAAGGGCGGAAGAAAGAUCAUUGCUCAGCUGGAGGCCCGUAUCAGAGCCAUCGAGCAGGAGCUCGACGGAGAGCAGAGACGCCACCAGGACACCGAGAAGAACUGGCGCAAGGCCGAACGUCGUGUCAAGGAGGUCGAGUUCCAGGUUGUUGAGGAGAAGAAGAACGAGGAGAGACUGACGGAGCUGGUCGACAAGCUGCAGACGAAGCUCAAGAUCUUCAAGAGACAGGUCGAGGAAGCGGUGAGUCAUUGAAGGGAGAAAGACUAUAAUAUUAAUAUUUUAUUUCAGGAAGAGGUGGCCGCCGGCAACUUGAACAAGUACAAGGUGCUCCAGGCUCAAUUCGAGCAAGCCGAGGAACGUGCCGAUAUCGCCGAGAACGCGCUGUCGAAGAUGCGCAACAAGAUCCGCGCCUCCGCCUCCAUCGUCCCGAUAGACGGAUUCCCACUCGCCCAGUCCGCGUCGAGCGCAAUCGUCCGAAGUGCGUCCAACGCGAGAUUCCUCUAA